UCGUAAUAUAUUUAAUAGACAUUUGUUUGGUAUCACAUUGUUUUAUAUUAUGAUUAAAUGUGUUCAAUAGUGAAGUGUUGUUAAAGAAUUUGAAAAGACGUUCAAUUUGUUAAUAAAAUGACCAAAGAAUGCAAAUAUGGUAAAUAUAUCAACAGUUCUUCGCGUUCAUUAGCCUUAGAACAGGCAUACGUUCACGACGUCUACUCCAUCAUUGCCAUCAACACAUCCCUCUGCUCUCCCGUCAGAUCCCAUGUGAAGGAGUUUCUGUUUGAAGAGUUUGAGAUCGGAAAUUGUGUACUCGAUGUCGGCUGCGGUGAUGGGAAAUAUCUGAACCUGAAGUCAGAUAUCGUAGUGAUUGGACUCGAAAGGUGUUGUGAAUGGUUUUGCAAUGAUUUGGUUAAAUGCAAGAAUAUAUACGCUGGAGAUAAACAACUGAUUACCGGCGAUGUUAUGUAUUUGCCAUUUCGGGACGACUUCUUUGAUGGUGUCCUGUGUUCUGGAGUUUUACAUCACGUCUCGACCGUUGAGAGACGUGUUAAAGCUCUGCGAGAAAUAACAAGAAUAUUGAAAAUCGGCGGCAAAAUCCUGUUGACGGUCACCAGUGGUCCGGCAGUCGGUCGGGAACUGCAAUCACAGGACGUGUUAAUAAAAUUAGAAGACUUUCCCAAUAAAUUAAAUACAAAUAUAAAUAGUAGUGAUACGGAGAGUGAGUCGAGUAGUAGUGGUUAUAAUAAUAGUAAUUAUGGCAAUACUGUGUACGAGUCGUGUAAUACUCCGAACUCAGAAUUUGGCAGUUGUUAUAGUUUUGUCCGAAAAGCUCUCCGAAAGUUUAGUUUCACCGGAAGUUUCGGGAGUUUGCAGUCGAGAAGAACGAGUGGUAAUAAGUCUCGGACUUCCAACGGGUCUUCACUUUCCAAAGAAGACUUUCCCAUAGAAUUGCGAAACAUUGAAGACCACGACUACGACGACGACGAGUCCAUUAGUGCAGCCAUUGAUAGUCCCAUCGAUUGUGAUAUCACUUCCGUAAACGAUAGCAAUAGAAGUCAUUCUAAUCUUCUCAACAGUUCUUCUCUGUUAUCAAUAAUUAAAGAACACAUCAUUUCAUUUCAAUUUCAAUUCAAAUCAAAGAACUCAAUAAACAACGAAUCAAAUAAUAAAAAUGGAUUUCCACAUAGAUUUAGUUUACCCCUCAGUUUCAAACGUAACGACAAACCCAAGAGUAACCUUAAUAUCAUUAAUCGGAUUAAUAAAAACAUCAUCAAUGAAACCAAAGAGUUGGAGACCAAAACUCAGGAAAUCAUAAAUAACUCGAAACCGAUUGCGAACAAUAAGGGAGUCAUCAGAAUAUUACAAAAAUCAUUUUCAUCGGACUCUCUGUCGUCAAGACAGGCCAGUCUUGACACUACCGGCGCUCAACUAAUUGCCUAUUACUCGAUGCCAGAACUUCACACUUUGAACGAAACACAAACCAAUGAUUUCUCCGCUCCUUCUAACCGAAUGGCUAAAAACAAACCUAAACUUCUGGAAUUACAUCCAAUCACUUUCAUCGACGACAAGACCAACCAAAACAAUCAAUGCAUUCAAACAAACAAUUCCGAGAUUAAAACUCAACCCAUUUGUGGAUCAAAGGAAGAGAACAAUGAAUACACACAACAAUUCACUGAUAAUUUAAAUAAGAGAGAAAUGGAUGAAAGUGUGGAUCCAAUUGAAGAAAAAGAAAGUUUAUUAGAAAAGGAAGAAAUGGAUGAUUGCGUUCAGGCAAACGAAUCGGUGCCACAAAUGCAAAGUAAUAACAAAUUUCCGAAGAAGUUAUUGAGGCAAAGAAGUUUCAGCGCUGACUAUCAGCCGGAAGUACCGAAAGCUCAAGCGGAUCAGCCCCGAAGAUUCUCCGCCAGUCCUAACAUAGGGUCGACUCGAGUGAACCAAAUCGCACACAAUUAUCAACAAAUCAAUAAGAGCGACACAGAGUGUCAGUCGUCAACGCCUUCCCCGCCAACAACUCUUCACCGAUAUUUUCAUGUCUUUCGGAGCGGAGAAUUAGAACAACUCAUUGAACAAAACAUACAGAAUCUUCAUGUCGUCAACUCAUACUAUAACGAAAGGGCCACCUCUUGGUGUGUUGUCGUCGAGAAAGUGCACGUCUGGACCAUUUGA
Messenger RNA from Medioppia subpectinata, 2154 nucleotides. Lineage: Eukaryota; Metazoa; Arthropoda; Arachnida; Sarcoptiformes; Oppiidae. The record is from the annotation of a GenBank genome assembly.